Messenger RNA from Spathaspora passalidarum NRRL Y-27907, 840 nucleotides. Its product is annotated as exosome non-catalytic core subunit. Gene Ontology annotation, biological process: U4 snRNA 3'-end processing; poly(A)-dependent snoRNA 3'-end processing; exonucleolytic trimming to generate mature 3'-end of 5.8S rRNA from tricistronic rRNA transcript (SSU-rRNA, 5.8S rRNA, LSU-rRNA). Gene Ontology annotation, cellular component: cytoplasmic exosome (RNase complex); nuclear exosome (RNase complex). The record is from RefSeq and is a predicted model, not a curated record. The transcript has a single exon. Gene Ontology annotation, molecular function: RNA binding. Bases 24 to 797 code for a protein of 257 amino acids. Lineage: Eukaryota; Fungi; Ascomycota; Pichiomycetes; Serinales; Debaryomycetaceae.
ACACUUUAUUCGAUACAACAACAAUGGCUGACUUGAUAGUACCAGGUGAUAAACUCCCUAUAGAAGACCCUAGCACUGUAAAGACCACGAUAGGGCCAGGGGUCUAUAAAAUGCCUACAACCCACAACCUAAUUCCUUGUUCAUCAGGAGUAAUCACAGUUGAAACCAAAAACAGCAAUCAAUUAGUAUAUAUUGAAUCCAAUAACAAAAGAUAUAUCCCUCAUACCAACGAUUUUGUGAUUGGUGUAGUCACUGGAGUGGUUGGUGAAUCUUACAAGGUUCAAUUACAAGAUUUUUCUUCACCAGUAUUACUUGGAUUCAUGGCUUUCCCAAAUGCCACCAAGAAGAAUCGUCCGAACUUAAAAAUUGGGCUGGCUGUAUAUGCAAGAGUGUUACAAGAUAUUCCUGAAAUUGAGGCUGAAUUAGAAUGUAUAGAUCCCACCACUGGGAAAGAAGGUGGGUUUGGAUUAUUGGACGAAUCAGGGUAUAUUUUCGAUGUUGAAUUAAACUUUGCUCGUGAGCUAUUAUUCAAUCCAAAAACAGUCUUUUUGCAAUUAUUAUCUACUAAAUGUCAAUUUGAAAUAGCUAUCGGUAUAAACGGUAAGAUUUGGAUUAAAUGUGGUGAAGGUUUGAAAGAAAAGACUAGCGAUUCUAUGGAAACUGAUGAAGAAGAUCCUGCUACUAACAUUAAAGAUUUACGUACAACUUUGGCAGCUGCUAAUUUCUUAAUAAAAUGUCAACAUAUAACUCAAGAUAAACUUAAAGCUGAGUUGACGAAUGCAUUUAAGGGAAUAUAGAUGAUUCAUAGACUAAUAUACGAUACCAGUGGAUAUUGUCCCC